AUGAGUAAGUCUAACUCAAGAAGGAAUGUACAAAGGGAUAAGGCACAGAAGAUAGACGUGGGUCGGAUCCGGAUGUUCGGAAGUCCAGAGACAGGUCGGAUCCGGAGAUCCGGAGAUGUGGAUAUCAGAUCUGGUGUCUGGAUAUCAGAUAUAGGAGUACAGGGAUCCAGACGGAUAGAGGAUUGGGUCUGGAGACAUGGACAGGAGGUCUGGAUGAGGCAUAGGAACGUCGUCGGAUGUUGGUCCGGAAUGCGGGAUAUGACACAGUUAGUGACAAUUCAAAGGAUAAUAUCUGGAGUACAGACGGGAGUCCGCAAAUGUUUCUUGAAAGGCAUUGGUGUUAUGAAACCAUCAACAAUAAAGGCCUACCAUCCACACAACGAUGGCAUACAAAUCAAAGGGGAUGAAGUUUGGCCCGACUUUAGCAAAGACUGGAGUGAAAAUGCAUCAUGGCACACUCACCUUAUACAGUAUAUCAAGCACAAUAUCAGAUCAUGUCACCCAAUCGUUUCCCAGGAGCUUCUGGCUUCAAAAAUGGAUGAAGACAUCCUCAAGUGCCUCCACGAAAACUUCAAGUAUUAUGCAGCAGAGUACCACAGUGCCAACAAAAUCUUGUUAACAACAGGAAAAUUAGUGUAUCAGAGCACUGAUGAGAGCAUGCCAUCAGAGGAUGAACAUGGAGGAAUCAACCCAGACACAGAUGAGGAAAAAAAUGUUUGCAAGAAGCCACUUGCAAAGGCCAAGGUAUAUGAUGAGCACACAGCUGAAUCAGAUCAGUUCAAUCAAGCCAUGGAUCCCCUCAAUGGCCUUGCACUCGAGGACAAAAAAUUCAGCCAUCGUCAUCCACAUAUCAUUAGUGGUCCAUGCGCGUCUGAACAAGCCCAAGCCAUAUCACAAGGUUUGAACGAUGAAAAAUUAGCAGAUGAUAAAAGAGAGCCACUAGCUGAUGAGGAUGAUGAGGACUUGUACAAUGCCUAG
This is a messenger RNA of Suillus plorans, 978 nucleotides long. RefSeq lists its product as uncharacterized. The coding region runs from base 1 to 978 and encodes 325 amino acids. Lineage: Eukaryota; Fungi; Basidiomycota; Agaricomycetes; Boletales; Suillaceae. The record is from RefSeq and is a predicted model, not a curated record. The transcript is spliced from 6 exons.